This is a messenger RNA of Pochonia chlamydosporia 170, 2604 nucleotides long. Its product is annotated as protein kinase subdomain-containing protein. Bases 1 to 2604 code for a protein of 867 amino acids. Gene Ontology annotation, biological process: regulation of DNA-templated transcription. NCBI's taxonomy places the organism in Eukaryota, Fungi, Ascomycota, Sordariomycetes, Hypocreales, Clavicipitaceae. The record is from RefSeq and is a predicted model, not a curated record. Gene Ontology annotation, molecular function: DNA-binding transcription factor activity, RNA polymerase II-specific; zinc ion binding. Gene Ontology annotation, cellular component: nucleus. The transcript has a single exon.
AUGGCUUCUAAGCAUCCUUUGAGGCGGUCGUGCGCCUUCUGCCGCGCACGCAAGAUCAAAUGCUCUAAUGAGACCAUUUGCGAGGCGUGCCGUAGGCAAGGAGCUGACUGUAUCUAUGAUUUUGAGCCUCCAAGACCCAAAAUUCGCACAACCAGCCAAGACAGCUCUCGGUCGGAUUCGGCAAUUCGACCUGACGGAAGUUCUGGUCGACAAAGGGCAUCUACAGGAGGGGCUUCGCCAAACGGCAGCCCUGUGGGCACCAUCUCCGAGGAGCCUACUCCUCUAGAGGAGACUGACAACGUCGCUCGAGUGUUAGAACAGAAGUUUUAUGAGAACUUUUCUGCCGACAUAGGGCCACGGUCAAACCCAUGGCAGGAAAAGAUUGCAGCUUAUCACCGUUCUGUCCAAAACACAGUCAGAGAGCGUCCUGAAGCCAUGGCUGCCAAAUUCAACCCAAAAAAUGUCAAAUACACAGGCAUUCUGAAUUUACUAACUCACGACCUUGUCGGCCUUGUCACAGAUCAGUUUGGUGCCCUCGGAUGCCACCACGUUGAGGAUGGCGGAGCUCGGUUCUUUCUGUCUGGCCUGCUCAGCGACGAGACUCAGACCAUGUUUGACAACGCUCCUGUCGGUGGCAAUCCACUGUCGGAGUACGGCCAGAGGCAACAGACGCAGCUUAUAGACGUCUGGUUCUCCGUACAUCCUUUAUCAUUCCUUGUCUCCAAGACUCUUCUCCUGCGGGAAUUUCGCGAUGGAACACACGAUGAAAUCCUCCUUGCCGCCAUGUUGGCUGAUGCCAACUUCAGCAUCGGUGAUGAGGUCGCCGUGGCUCGUGGUCACGUUCUACUCCGUUGGGCCACCGCUCAACUACGAACACGACCCCUUCGAUCCAACCAAUUCACAUCAGGAGGCGGCGCACAAUAUAGCGGCAUCUCCACGAGGAUAUUUAGUGGCAUCUCCACGGCCCAAGCCCUGAUGCUCUUGGCUUGGAAUGCUUUAUGCUCCUUCCAGAUACGUCGGGCUACUUGCUACAUCGGCCUCGCAGGUCGAAUUGCAACCGAGAUUAAAGAGCAGAUUUCUAGUACGGCGGCCCCAAUGACUUCAAGUCGCAUCAACGGGAUUGAUGUAUUUGAUGUUGAGAAGGAAUUGGUCGCUUACCUCUAUUGGACAACUUACUCAUUGAGCCUUUGGGCCUUUAUCCAAAUGGGCAACGGCCACUUCUCAGGCCUUUUGCCAACAUCACUGACUUCUAUAUUUCUCCCUGUUACCGAAGCAUCCUCUGUUAUUAUCCAAUUGGACAUGGUGUCGGAAAAUUUCAGCACCUUGCAGAAACAGAAAUCUGUCAUCCGGGAAAUGUGGCCUCUCGCUCACAUUGCCAGCGUCAUUGCUUACAUCUUUGCUCUCUAUCCACAUGAUGCCGAUAUGACUGAGACCCCACAAACAGACUUUUGGCAAGAAGCACCUCUUCUUGCUCUACAACGUAUCCAGCAAGGCAAGCCUUCACAAGACGUGGGAUCAGUGUGCCGCGAAAUCAAUAGAGUCCUGAUGGAAAGCAUACACAUUCUCAACAGACAAGUUACCGAGAUUUCGUCAAGAAGUCUGGUCCUACUUGUCUAUCAUACUAUGGCAAUUCACUUUUUGUUUCCAACACUGCCACAGGGACAGCCUGACGAGGGCAUGCCAGCCGAAGUAGUGGAAAGAUUUUGUGUGUCAAGCCAGGAAAUCUUGCAGAUUUUUGGAAUGAUUGCAGAUCAACCACAGGACCUGUUUAGCGUCACACCAUCUUUACGUUCCUCCUUUCCCGACCUAUUUUGCCUCGCAUUGGACACCUGUGCACGCGCGCUUAGCCUCAUUCAUACCAAGAAGAAGAUGGGGGCUUUGCUCAUGGAACUACCAAUGAUGCAUGCUUAUGACAGCAACCUGCAAAUCAUUGCCAAGAAGCUGUACGCAGCGAGCCAAAAUGACUUCCUGAACCAAGGCAGGUCCUCAAGGACUGUGCGAAAGCAGCUCAGGGUCUGUGUGCGACUUUUCGUUGGUGGAUCCCGAUCUGGUUCCGCCUCUUCUGGAGUCUCAUCCCCUGAUGGCAGCAGCAGGUCUGGGAAUUCCAUGCCACAAUCCCCUCUUCAUAGCAGCCCACAAGUUAUUUCCGGACCCGAAUCAGACUGCACGUCAACAGCAACAACUGCCAUGAUCGACUCUACGUCUUCGUUCAUCUCGCCUAUGGACACAACGAGUCGCCAUCGUCCUAUGCAUCCAUCGAUGGCUCCGUCAGACUCUGGGAGGAGCUCUAUCCCCUACACGCCCGUGGAUGAACUCCACAAGCCUGAUUGGGCCGCCGCUGACGAGCUGUUCCACUCUGCCCUUGACCCAAGUGCUCUUGGUGUCUCUGGAGGAGACCAUCUCAGCAUCUCUGACCUGGUUGACAUGCAGACUGCUUGGUACCCACAAAUGCCGGGUGUGAUGGAUUUCGACAUAUCUGGACCCAUGUCUGGAGUACAAUGGGACUGGCCUGAAAUGGGGAUGGAGACGGCAACGGCUGGAUCCGACAUGGAUUCUGUCCUGUAUUACUUUGACAAUACGUCCAAUAAUAAGAGGCCGUGCUGA